AUGACUCAGGGUUUAAACGGCCACCUGAGGACCCAGCGAAGGGAUGAGCAGCGGCUGGAGGUUAGGAGUGUGGUAUCAUCUCUCAGGUGGGCUUGUUCCCUGGUGUCUCAGCUGCAGGAGAAGCCAGGACUGCCACUCUGCAGAAAGGUUUGCUAUGCUGUUGGGGGCAUUCCCUACCAGAUGACAGGCAACGUGCUUGGGUUUUUCCUCCAGAUCUUCCUAUUGGAUGUUGUGCAGCUGGAGCCAUUCCAUGCCUCUUUGAUCAUUUUCUUUGGAAGAGCCUGGGAUGCAGUGACUGACCCUGCUAUUGGCUUCCUGGUCAGCAAGAGCCCGAGGAGAAAAUAUGGCAAGCUGGUUCCAUGGAUCGCUUGCUCCAUGCCGUUUGGGGUGCUCUGCUACUGCAUGAUGUGGUUCACCCUCUCAGAUGCCACCCCCACCUCCCUGAAAUUCCUGUGGUACCUGUUUAUGUACAGCUUCUUCCAGACUUGCAUGACUUGCCACCACGUGCCGUACUCUUCCCUGACAAUGUUCCUGGGAGGAACCCAGAGAGACCGUGACUCAGCCACUGCCUACAGAAUGGGGAUGGAGGUGUUCAGCACUCUCCUUGGGUCAGGGAUCCAGGGGCAGAUUGUGGGCAGUUACCACGUCAGGAAUGGCUGUUACGUGUCAAACGAGACCCUGCCCAACACCAGCACCUACAGCCUCACGGACUCUCUGGAGAACACGCGUAGGGCCUAUGUAUCUGCAUCCCUGGUCCUGGGCUCAAUCUAUUGCCUGUCCUGUCUGAUUCUCAUCUUUGGAGUCAGGGAGCAGCCUGGGCCCCUCAGCCCCCUGGGGAAGGUUGAGCUGCCCUUUGCCAGCUGCCUGAGGAUGAUGGUGGGACACAAACCCUACACCCAGCUGCUGUGUGGCUUCCUCUUUGCAUCCUUGGCCUUCCAGAUCACACAAGGGAUCUUUGCCUUCUUCUGUACUCAUGCGGCAGGGCUGGCUGGGAAGUUCCAGCAUUUGGUGCUUAUCAUGUUGGUCACAGCUUCCCUCUCCAUUCCCUUUUGGCAGUGGUUUUUGGGGAGAUUUGGAAAGAAAACAGCAGUGUCACUAGGCCUGGCGUUGAUCAUCCCAGCCCUGGCAGCCAUCACACAGGUGACACACAACUUCCUGGCCUUCGUCCUCCUGGUGAUCAUGGCAGGCUGCAGCACGGCUGUGCUCUACCUUCUACCCUGGUCCAUGCUGCCAGAUGUGGUGGAUGACUUCAGGCUGAGGAACCCCAGCUGCCUCAACCUGGAGACUCUCUUCUACUCGUUUUACGUCUUCUUCAACAAGUUUGCAGGUGGCCUUGCCGUGGGGAUAUCAACACUGAGUUUACAUUUUGCAGGUUACCACGCUGCAGGCUGCACGUACAACCCCUCUGUCAUCCUCACCCUGCAGCUUCUCAUGGCUCCAGUCCCAAUAAGCCUGCUGCUCAUUGCCAUAAUCAUCUUCUGCCUCCAUCCCAUCGAUGAGGAGAGGAGGAAGCAGAUGAAGAUGGAGAUGGAGGCAAUGGG
Messenger RNA from Antrostomus carolinensis (chuck-will's-widow), 1541 nucleotides. Its product is annotated as sodium-dependent lysophosphatidylcholine symporter 1. Gene Ontology annotation, biological process: carbohydrate transport. Gene Ontology annotation, molecular function: symporter activity. The record is from RefSeq and is a predicted model, not a curated record. The transcript is spliced from 12 exons. Gene Ontology annotation, cellular component: plasma membrane. The annotation marks the transcript as partial. NCBI's taxonomy places the organism in Eukaryota, Metazoa, Chordata, Aves, Caprimulgiformes, Caprimulgidae.